Molecule: messenger RNA, 1452 nt
Organism: Acanthamoeba castellanii str. Neff
Lineage: Eukaryota; Discosea; Longamoebia; Acanthamoebidae
Product: galactokinase
Exons: 13
Coding region: 1-1452 (483 amino acids)
Biological process (GO): galactose metabolic process; carbohydrate phosphorylation
Cellular component (GO): cytoplasm; cytosol
Molecular function (GO): ATP binding; galactokinase activity
Source: RefSeq, a predicted model, not a curated record
AUGAACAGUGCUGCCAUCCCGCUCCCUCCCGUCUUCCACACUGUGGACGAGAUGUACCCGCUCGAGGGCGAAGAUUUGAAAGAGAUUCAGUCCCGGUACACGAAUCUGACCCAACAAUUCGAGAAGAUUUAUGGGUCUGCUCCGGCCUACUUCGCCCGCGCUCCCGGACGCGUCAAUCUCAUCGGCGAGCAUGUGGACUACAGCGGCUAUGGCGUGCUGCCCAUGGCAUUGGAUCGACAGGACACCAUCAUGGCCGUCCGCGUGGUGGAGGGCAACGUGCAGGAGGACACCAUCAACCUGCACAACGUCAGCGACAGGUUCCCCACCCGCGCGCUGACCGCGUCGUCGUCCAUCGACGUUGCCCACGACUGGUCGCGCUACGUGCUCGCCGCCUACCGCGGACUCGAGCAGGCCAAGGACCUCGUCGGUGACGAUGGCCGGGGCGGCGAAGAGAAGCAGACGCCGCCGCAAACGAUCAACAUCCUCACCCACGGGACCGUGCCCAUUGGAUCGGGGCUCUCGUCGUCGUCUGCCCUCGUCUGCGCGUCCUCGCUGGCUCUGGCGCAGGCCAACAAGCAACGGCUCUCCAAGACCCAGAUGGCCGACCUGGCAUGCAAGGCCGAGCGAUUCAUCGGCAUGGAGUCUGGCGGCAUGGACCAGGCCAUCUCGUUCCUGGGCGAGAAGGGCAAGGCGAAGAGAAUCGACUUCGAUCCGCUUCGGGCUUCCGAUGUGAUGAUUCCCGAAGGCGGUGUCGAGGCCAACAAGUACGCGACGCUCGGAUCGGGCUAUAACAUGAGGGUCGUCGAGUGCCGCUUGGCUGCAGUGCUGCUCGGUAAGGCGCUCGGCAUCGAGGACUGGGUCCAGAUCAGGCGACUAAUCGAUGUGCAGAAGCUUCAUAAGCCUCAGCCUUCGCUCGAAGACUUGGCCGGCUUCGUUAAGCAGCACCUGCACGAAGAGGCCUACUCCCUCAACGAGCUGGCCGAGCUCACCGGCUUUGAUGUCGAUCGAGUGAGGAAGGACUAUCUGGGCAGGAUCGUUGUGGAGGACGUGAACCAGAAGGUCUUCCACCUUUGCCAGAGGUCGCUUCAUGUGUACACCGAGUCCAAGAGGGUGGAGGACUUCCAAGCGAUCUGCCAGACGAAGGCCGCUUCGGCCGAGGAGGCCAGCAGCCAGCUUGAGGUCCUGGGCAAGCUCAUGAACGAGUCGCACUUUAGCUGCAGGGACCUCUUCGCCUGCUCGUGUUCGGAGCUGGACCAGCUGACCGCCUUGUGUCGCGAAGCGGGAGCUGUUGGUUCUCGUUUGACUGGCGCUGGAUGGGGUGGUUGGACUAUCUCCCUUGUCCCCACGCACAAGGUGGACGCUUUCUGUACCAAGGUGAAAGAGACGUUCCCUGAGCUGCUGGUGACGAAGCCUGGUACGGGCGCUGCCGUCUAUGUACCGAUCGCUCACUGA